Messenger RNA from Striga hermonthica, 1482 nucleotides. The record is from the annotation of a GenBank genome assembly. NCBI's taxonomy places the organism in Eukaryota, Viridiplantae, Streptophyta, Magnoliopsida, Lamiales, Orobanchaceae.
AUGCAUCCUCGCUUUAAUUCUCAUUCGUAUAACCCUAAUGAUCAACUCAAUAUCAAUGGAAUCAAUGGCCAAAAUCCACAUCAGGUUAUUGGGAGCCAAGUUAAUUUUGGAGGUAGCCAAAUGCAAGCUAGGCCUCAAUUUCAAAUGGGUUUGCUCAAUAGUCCUCAGCUAGUUAUGCCACCGUUUGCUAAUAACCUGAAUGCUAGUUUUGCCCCAACACAGUUUUUUCCCUUUGUACGAGGCCCUUUGCAGGCACUCAACGCGAACAAUUUUGCCAGUAGUGCUGUUAACCAGCCCCAAUUCUGGCCUAGUGGGCCUCUAAAUGUGCCGAAUUUAGUGCAAAACCCCAACCAGCUUCUGCAAAUGCAAAUGAUGAAUUGUGGCCCUCAGAACAUGGGUCCAUUUGUAAAUAUAAGGAUGCCUCUGGCGAAUGGCAAUGGGAUUUUGCCACAACCAGUAGAUGGGAGUGGUCUAAGGCCUUUAAUCCACAAUGAUACUGUAGCUAAGGAUUGUGGGCCCGCUCAUCAGCAACGGAAUCAGAAUGUGUUUUCUCCUGGUGCUGCAAAAUUGCAGAGCAAUGCAGGAGUAGUUAAUGGGGAUAAUGACGGGAAGAGUAGCUGGAGUGCAUCUCAUAACAAAAACUUCACUGGAAAUCACAUACAUGAUGCAUCUCAAAGAGGCAGGUUUAACCAGAAGCAAUUUCAUCAUCGAUCAAAUGCACAAGGAAGCUUUAAGUCGAAUAAUGGAAAUGGAGGAAAAGGGAAGAAAGGUAACGGACUGAAGAAUUUUAACUCAUGCAGCCCCUUCAACCAUGUACAACCGAGCAAAAAGAGGUCUCUCAUGCUAAAUUAUUCAGAACAAGAAAUUAAACAGUGGCGUGAAGCACGCAGGAAGAAUUACCCAUCAAAUACCAACAUUGAGAAGAAAUUAAAAGAGAAUCUCACACAGCCGGAGGCCAUGGAUUCAGUUGCAAAGAUGCGACGGCAGCAACUAAAGGAGAUAUUGGCAAAACAAGCUGAACUAGGCUGUGAAGUUGCUGAGGUACCGUCUCAUUACUUGUCAGAUUCUGAGGUACAGACAGACGUUAGGCAUCCAAAUAGCAGGGGAUUUGGUAAAAGAGGAAAUUUUCGCAGCAAAUUCAAUCAAUUUGAUCGAUUCUCUAAGAGACAGAGAUCGGGGAACAUGGAUUCAGAAAAUUCACAGAACCAAAAUGGUCACAUUAAUAAGAAGCAGAGAUGGGCCAAUAAUGGUUGCACGACUAUGCAGCGAGGCCAUACUAAAACGGAGCCAUCUCUGUUGAAAAAACUGUUGAGUUCAGAUAUCAAAAGAGACAAAAGACAUCUACUGCAGGUCUUCAGGUUCAUGGUGAUGAACUCAUUCUUUGAAAAAUCGCCCGAACAAUCUCUGAAAUUCCCGGAAGUUAUCGUCAAGGAAUCGUGUCAUGGAAGUGAGAUUCCAGAAGAGGAACAUAUGGCGGCAUAA